Molecule: messenger RNA, 884 nt
Organism: Apis mellifera (honey bee)
Lineage: Eukaryota; Metazoa; Arthropoda; Insecta; Hymenoptera; Apidae
Gene: Osi15
Exons: 2
Coding region: 59-760 (233 amino acids)
Source: RefSeq, a predicted model, not a curated record
GGGGCAAACAGUCAAAAUCCUCGCGCGUUCCUCGAUACUCGAUAACACAUUCAUCAGGAUGAAACGGUAUAACGCGAUUCUAUCUGUCACUUUGUUGUUGUCGCUCGUCUGCGUCGCGAUCGCGCAAGAUCCGAGGGACGCGGAGGAGGAGAUCAGGCUGACGAGGGCGAUGGACGAGUUGAACAAGAGGGAUACCAUCAGCAUCUACGGUGACAUGAUCACUUUGGAGAAGGUUGCGAGCGACGAGGAGGAGGGAAGAUCGAAGAGCGAGGAUCCUCUGAUAGGACAGAUCGAACGGUUCUUGAACACCAGGAGGAUCCGCUUUCAUCUGCCCAACGAUGGAUCUUCGGCGGAUAUGUUCGGCAGAGCGUUGGGACGGAAGGAUGUGGGCGUUGAACUCAGAGGCUUGAUCACGGGGGCAUCCGAAGCCCGAACCAAACUGAAGAAGAUGGUGCUGCCGCUUCUGCUGGCCCUGAAACUCAAAGCUAUGAUCGUCCUGCCCAUCGUCAUCACUCUGAUCGGGCUGAUAGGGAUCAAGGGACUCGGCGCCGGUCUGCUGUCCCUUCUCCUCUCAGGAGCGGUUGCCCUCAAGGCGUUGCUCACGCCGCCACCACCCCCCGCCAGGGUGACGUACGGAGUCGUGAAACCAGAGAUCCAUCACGAGCAUUGGCACAGGUCGCAGGAGGAGUUGAAUCAACCCUACAGAGGUUGGGCGCCUGAAUUUGGGCCUGAACAAUAUCCCUACCAGGACAUCCCUUGAAUUUAAUCUUUAAAAAUCGUUAACAAAACGUUCAUCCUCUCAUCCCACCCCCCUCACUUUAUUUAUUAUCUCCUCUCUGUUACCCUCUGCGUUGUAUUUAAAUAAAAUGGCAUCGUAUCCUCUC